This is a messenger RNA of Rotaria sordida, 552 nucleotides long. NCBI's taxonomy places the organism in Eukaryota, Metazoa, Rotifera, Eurotatoria, Philodinida, Philodinidae. The record is from the annotation of a GenBank genome assembly.
AUGUUGGCAUUUCUUGCGUCUUAUUUAAAUGAUAAUAUUCUUGUAAUCAUUUGUCAAUUUGUUGGAUCAUAUAUUCCACCAAUUUUAGGUAUUUAUUUGCUUGGAUUUUUUGCACCACGUGUAAAUAGUCGAAAUGUACUUGUUGCAUUUUUAUUGUGUUUGAUAUUUCAAACAUGGAUUCUUAUUGGAGCUAAUCUCACAGCAAAACAACAUAUAGGAAGAAAUGGACGAUUGCCAACAUCUAUUGAAGGAUGUUUGUCAGCAGUUAAUAUCACUCAACCCAUCACUACGAGUCAGAGUUCAAAUAAUCCAUUAUUACCACUUUAUUCAAUAUCUGUAAUGUGGUAUGCUUUCAAUGGUGUUUUUCUAACUAUUAUUUUCAGUUUACUUGGAACAUUUAUUUUUGGUUCAAAUAAUUCGAAAAUGGUAGAUAAAUCAUUAUUGGUACUGUGGAAAAAUGUUUUUUGUCCGUGGUGUUGGACAAACAAAAAAUCUACAGAUGAGGUGUGUGAAUUAGAAAUGCAAACAACCGAACAAGAACGAAUGCUUUAA